Hansenula anomala is the source of this 966-nucleotide messenger RNA. RefSeq names its product palmitoyl-CoA hydrolase (gene TES1). The transcript has a single exon. Gene Ontology annotation, biological process: acyl-CoA metabolic process; fatty acid catabolic process. The record is from RefSeq and is a predicted model, not a curated record. Gene Ontology annotation, molecular function: fatty acyl-CoA hydrolase activity. Lineage: Eukaryota; Fungi; Ascomycota; Saccharomycetes; Phaffomycetales; Wickerhamomycetaceae. Gene Ontology annotation, cellular component: peroxisomal matrix. Bases 1 to 966 code for a protein of 321 amino acids.
AUGGAUGAAUACACUUACAGAUCAAAUCUAGAAAAGAUCCUUCAAAUAUCAAAAGUUCGUGAAGAUGUUUAUCAAAAUGCUGAAAGAUUAUUUGUUCCCCCAGGUGCAAGAGGUGUAUUUGGUGGUACUUUAGUUGCUCAAGCUUUAUUUGCAGCCAUAAAGACUGUUAGUGAAGAUUUCAUUCCAACUUCAUUCCACUCUUAUUUCCUUGUUGGUGCUGAUGGUAAAACUCCAAUUUAUUAUCAUGUUUCAAGAUUAAGAGAUGGUAAUAAAUCAGGAACUAGAGAGGUUAAAGCAUAUCAAAGAGAUCAAUUAAUAUUUACACAAACCGUUUCAUUCACUUUAAAAGAUUUGGGUAAAACAAAACCUAAACAAGAAUUGAAACAUCAUAAACCAGCUCCUUCUAAUAGAUCAUUUGAUGAUUAUUUACCAGCUGCCGAAUCUUUCCAAAAAGGUGCUAUCGAUACAGGUAUUGUUAAAUCAGAUGCAAAAGCUGCACUAGAUAAUUUUAUGAGAAGAUUUUAUGAAGGACCAACUGAAUAUUUAUUUACGAAAGAAUUUUGGGGUAUUGGUAAUGAACCAACAAAUCCUGAUAAAGGUAAAAAACCUCAUGAAAUCACUGUGGAUUUUUAUCUAAGGGUUCGUGAACCAAUUACUGAAGAAUUAUUUAAUUAUGUUGCCCUAGCAUAUCUUUCAGAUGCUUAUAUAUUGGUUACAGUUAUGAAAUUUCAUCAUAGACCUUUAUAUAGUUCAGUUUUCAGUGUUAGUUUAGAUCAUUCAGUUUAUUUCCAUAAACCAACAAAUAUGAAUGAUUGGACACAUUUUUCAGUGGAACAUCCAAAAUCUGGGAAUAAUCGACAAUUAAUGUUGGGUCACGUUUAUAAUAAAGAUGAAGAAAUGGUUGCAAGUAUAGUACAAGAAGGUUUAGUUGUUAUUAAUGAUGGAUUAUUGAAAUCGAAUCUAUAG